Messenger RNA from Lagopus muta (rock ptarmigan), 7196 nucleotides. It is a transcript of the gene SFSWAP, whose product is annotated as splicing factor SWAP. The transcript is spliced from 15 exons. Bases 392 to 2812 code for a protein of 806 amino acids. The record is from RefSeq and is a predicted model, not a curated record. Gene Ontology annotation, biological process: mRNA 5'-splice site recognition; RNA processing. Gene Ontology annotation, molecular function: RNA binding. Lineage: Eukaryota; Metazoa; Chordata; Aves; Galliformes; Phasianidae.
AAUCCUCUCUAGACAACCGAUCGUUCUGGUCACGCCGCCUCGAACUACCCGCACCGCGGCCGUUGGCAGCACGGAGUCCGUCCACGCUGCACGCUCGCUUAAUUUCUCGCUCGAGUCCCAGAAAUUUGAGGCGAAUCUAUCGAGUGCCGGAAACCAGGCAGUUCUGUGCCCAGCCAGCGGAAGCGGAAGGCUCGCCAUUUUGUUUCGGGUGAUGGCGACUGUGCUGUCCUGGAGCUGUGGAGUUUAGCGCGGGCCCGGCCUCCUGGGGGACUCGCAGCUCGGACAGUCAUUGUUACUGCGAGUUUCUUCCUCCUCGUCGCGCCCUCCGCCGAUAUACGGAGGGGUCGGGGGCUUUCGACGGAUCGCAGAAGAGGCAGGCCCGCCGCCCCUCAUGUUGUUGUCAGGCGGGGGAGCGGCUCCCGGGCCCCCCGGAGGAGGUGGAGGAGGAGGAGGAGGUGGAGGUGGGAAUAGCCGUGUGGAGCUGCUGGUGUUCGGCUAUGCCUGCAAGCUGUUUCGAGAUGAUGAGAAGGCUCAGUACCAGGAGCAGGGGCGACACCUUAUUCCUUGGAUGGGAGACCCCAAGAUCAUGAUCGAUAGGUAUGAUGGGCGCGGUCACCUGCAUGACCUUUCUGAGUAUGAUGCUGAAUAUUCUACGUGGAACAGAGAUUAUCAGUUAUCUGAAGAGGAAGCUAGAAUAGAGGCCCUCUGUGAUGAAGAGAGGUAUUUAGCCUUGCAUACGGACUUGCUUGAGGAGGAGGCGAGGCAAGAGGAGGAAUAUAAAAGACUGAGCGAAGCUUUGGCUGAAGAUGGUACCUAUAAUGCAGUGGGAUUUCGUUAUGGCAGUGAUUAUUAUGACCCUUCAGAACCCACUGAGGAGGAGGAGCAUCAGCCUGCAAAACAAAGAGAAACAGCUCAGACAGAAAAUGCGGAAGAAAAUGAAGAACCUUUUGUUGCCCCUCCAGGACUGAAUGUACCUUCUGAUGUGGAACUGCCACCAACAGCAAAAAUGCAUGCGAUUAUAGAACGAACUGCAAAUUUUGUCUGCAAGCAGGGAGCUCAGUUUGAGAUUAUGCUGAAAGCCAAGCAAGCACGCAACUCCCAGUUUGACUUCUUGCGAUUUGAUCACUACCUCAAUCCCUACUACAAAUUCAUUCAGAAGGCUAUGAAGGAGGGGCGAUACGCUGCUCCUUCUGAAAAUAAAGCAGACGAGAAAAAACAUUCGAAAGUCAAAUCUGAGGAGGAGGAUGAUGACGAUGAUGACGAUGAUGGAAACUAUCUGCAUCCGAGUCUCUUUGCAUCUAAAAAAUCCAGUAGACUUGAAGAGCUCGUGAAGCCUUUGAAGGUAGUAGAUCCUGAUCAUCCACUUGCAGCGCUGGUCCGCAAAGCACAAUCAGAUAAUAAUUCAUCAACACCGCAAUCAACAGAUGGGGCAGCUGUACAAACAUCACAAGUGGAAUAUUCCUCUGAUUCAACUGUGGCAGCCAUGUAUUAUAGUUACUAUAUGCUACCUGAUGGAACCUACUGCCUCGCGCCUCCACCUCCAGGAAUAGAUGUUGCCACCUACUACAAUGCCUUGCCUGCAGGGGUGACUGUAUCCAGCACUACAGGGGUAGGAACUGUACCUCCACCACCUGGUACGACACCUCCACCUCCCCCUGACACAACUGAUAGCAGCAGUGGGUUGACCUCUACCACAACUUCUACAAGCACAAUUACUCCAGUGGUUGCCAUUAUACCUCCACCCCCAGAUAUCCAACCUGUUAUUGACAAGCUGGCUGAGUAUGUUGCUAGGAAUGGGAUAAAAUUUGAAACAAGUGUUCGUGCCAAGAAUGAUCUCAGAUUUGAGUUCCUACAACCAUGGCACCAGUAUAACCCAUAUUAUGAAUUUAAAAAACAGUUCUUCCUUCAAAAAGAGAGCAGUGACAACUGUCAGGGAGUAUCUUCAUCCGAAGAUGUUCCAGCAGAUUCUACCACUGAUGCACCAAGUGAAACUCAGCUUGCAGAUGGGCAUGCACCUGAGGAUGGAUCUGAGCCGAGUGCUAAGGGAGCUCUAGAAACUAAAAAGGAUGUUCCUCCUAAAACUGUCAGUGAUGGCAAAUUGGUAAAAGCAUCAUUUGCUCCAAUAAGCUUUGCAAUCAAGGCCAAAGAAAAUGACCUUCUUCCUUUGGAGAAAAACCGUGUCAAAUUAGAUGAUGACAGUGAUGAGGAGGAAGAAGAGGGCAAGGAAGGCCAGGAGAAUGCUAAUAGUGCUUCAAAUAAUACUCCAGCUGUUACCACUCCUUGUGUUGCUGCUGAAGAGAAAAAGCCUCAACUUACACAGGAGGAGUUGGAAGCUAAACAAGCAAAACAGAAACUUGAGGAUAGACUAGCAGCUGCAGCAAGAGAGAAGCUUGCACAGGCCUCCAAGGAGUCAAAGGAAAAGCAGCUACAAGCAGAGCGCAAAAGGAAAGCUGCACUGUUCUUGCAGACCCUGAAAAAUCCUCUGUCAGAGGCAGAAACCGAGAAGGUUGAGGAGAAUUCCUUCAGUGUUGAGAGUGUCAGUAGUAUAUCAUGUCCUGUGACUGCAGUCAGAACGUUACCUGCCUUAGAAGUUAGCAGAACUUCUGCAGCAGAAAGGCCUUCAAGCAAAAGCAGAGAUCCUCCUCGGGAUGAAGAAAAAGAAAAAAAGAGAAAAAAACACAAGAAAAGAUCUCGGUCAAGAUCUCGAUCACCUUUCAAGUAUCAUUCAUCAUCUAAGACCAGAUCUAGAUCACAUUCAAAAGCAAAGCACUCACUUCCCACUGCCUAUAGGACUGUCAGGCAUUCAAGAUGAGAUAUAGUCACCCUGAAGACAGUGAGCAAAUAUGAACGGUGGAAAAGCUCUGAAAAUAUUUUUUAAUGAACUUUCUCUGAAAAUAUUUUCUAAUGGAAUAAUCAUUCAUUUCUAAUUACACAGUGCAAAAUGUUCAUCAGUAAAUUUCACUCUGGUCUGUGAAGUACUUGGCAAUAUUGUGUAGGAGUCUGAUUAUAACAAAAGGAAGAAUUUGUGGCUGUUGCUGCAGUACAGUAACAAUAUGUCCCAGCUGAAACCAGGACACAAUAUUAACGCAAGAAAUAAGGAAAGAGAACCAGGUAGUUGAACAGCAAAGUUCAGAAGGAAGGCAAGCAAUUGGGUAGCAUAUGAAAAGAUGUGAUUGAUGAAUUGACUGGAGAGAUGUGGCAGGCAUCCAAGAAGGGUGAAAACAGAGUUGGUGAAGGAAGCCAUAGGAGAGUGUAGCCCAGCACAGUUCACUGUAUAUUUGGUUAUUAAUAAGGGUAAAUACAUUAUGUUAAUUAUCCAGCUGUAAGCUAAUACAUAUUAUGUUCCAUUAAUGUUGUUAAUUACAUCUAAGACUUUUGAGUCUCAGAACCUUUAAAGUUUGCUGUGUGUAAACUUUGUGUUGUCCUAAUAUCAGGCCACGUAGCAGUCACUGCAGUUGGUCAGAAAGGCAUAUUAUUGGGGUUAUAGUCUCUGGAUCAUGCAACAGAAUACCUAAACAGUAUUUCUGUAACUUGUAGUUCAAAUGAAUUGUGCCUAUAAAUACUACCUUAGCUAUGUGUGUGUCUGAUGCAGAAUUAUUUAUUAUCUUAGUGGACAUGCCUGUGGCUUAAAUGCUUCUUCCCCAGAAACAGAUGGCCCAGUUAUUUCUCAAUUUUUUUCUAGCUCUUGAUGGUGAUGUGACAGAUCUGCUCGUCAUAUAUCUUCCCUGUACUUUUGUUGCUGCUGUUUAUUUAACAAAGUGUCUACGUAUGGUAAUGUGAGCAAGUGUUAAUGCUUUACAACAUGUUACUUUCUACUGGUUUUUUUUAGGUUUGGUAUGGUACUUUACAGAGAUGAAGACAUCUCUGUUGUUCAGAGAUGAAAGAAAUUAAAUGAGCAUAACUUGGCCUUAAACAAUCAGUCUGACACACUGCUUAUUCAACUAACUGGAAGUCACAGUACUAUGUAUGUUAUUAGCUGCAUUCCAGAAUCUGGUACCAUUCCUUUUUUGUACAUAACUAUUGUGUAAAUGGAAUGGUGCUAAAUUAAGCUUUCCUUGCAUAUGAAUUGAAUAUGAGUCUUUUCAGAGUUAAAGAUAUCUUGAGGAGAAAUCUCAUCAACUGAAUCACUUUCUUUUUUUUUUUUGACUCCCUGUCAAGUAUCUUCACUCGGAGCUCCAGCAUAUCUUAAUUCAAGCUAUGAUUCGUAUUUUUAUCCAUUAUUUUAUUUAUCAGUGGUAAAAAUAAGAAUAGAAUUAGUAACAUGAGUGUGAUGAUUUUAAAAAAAUAUAUUCUUUUCUAGCACCUUGAAAAAGAAUCAUCUGAGAAGAUUCUUAUCAGCACCUGUGUAUGCUGCUCAGUGACGCUGAUCUUUGUGUGCGAUGCUGAACACACCUUCUGGCACAAAUUGAUUAAUAGUUACAUAGUAGUCCUAACGUAAUGAAUCAACACAACACCUAAUUAAGUUUGGAUGGAUUUUUCCUAGGUCUCUGUUGAAUGAUACACUUGAGAAGUCCAGUGUUUUUGCUGGCUGGCUGAAUUUUCAGAACUGCACCAAUUCUUGCACUGAGAACAUUUUGCAGAUCAUAAAACUUUAGCCAGGUUAGAACUGAACAGGAGAGGACUCUCAUUUAUCAUAUUUUCUGAUCCGAGUGUACCAGAUCAAAGACCUCUGGAGGGUCUUCCGUUCAGAAACCAAUUGAGUACGGGAACUUAAGGCAGUAUCAUCAGUGCUGAGUGGUCACCUGUUCACUUUGAGAUUUCUGCAGGACACGUGUGAGACUUCUGAUCAAGAGACCUGUUAGAAAUCAAAAUUUACCUUACUAACUACAGCAUAUCACAAGACUGUAACUAAACUUCUGUUUGAGGUUCUCUAAUUAGCACAGAAUACCUUCUUCUUGGAUCUUGAUGUGGUGACUGUAUUGGUUUACUUUUAUGGAAACGUAUCAUUUUAUCACAUAUUUUUUGUUAUUUAUCGGUGAGGAGUAGGCUGAUGGGAAUAUAGUAAAAAUUUGACAUUGGAAGAAGUCAGGCAAGACAAGCAGGUCUUACAUAGUGUUGAUAGAGUGAAUCCUCAGCUAGAAGACAAGUUCCAGAACUGCAAAUAAGAUUUAUAGAGAUAUGUUUAAAAUGGGAAAUAUUUUUAUUGUUGAUUUGUUUGGAUUUAGAUAGGGUGAGGGGGAGAGAAUUAGAAUGAUGACUGAAAAAACUGGAGAAAGAUUAAUUGAGUCAUUGUGUAUGCCAAAAAGAGAGGUGUAGAACAUUCUUCUUCAGUCUCUAGGGUUUGGACAGUAAGUAAUGGAUGUAAAUUGAUAGAAGAGAGACUAGAAAGCUUUUUAUAGUUUCUCAGUGGUUAAUACAGCUUGUAAAAGCUUCAUCAUGGGAAAUUUCUGCAUUAAGAAUGAUGGUUUGGAGAGUAUUAAGGAGUCUGAUUUCUUGAGGUUUUUCUAGCCCUGUAUUUCUAAUUAGGUCCUUGAAAAAUUGUCCACACAGUCUGACAUUGUACAAGAAACGAUUGUGAUAGUUAGCCAAGCUUUGCUGAAAGUGUUUGCUAUACCUUAACAUAAACAGUAUAUUUCCAAAAUUAAAGCUCUUGCUCCUGAAACUUGAAAGGUGUUAAAAUAAUCAAGUAAUCAAGAGUGGGAGGCUGAUUCAAAACCCAUUGAGACACUGAAGUGUUUUGUCUCUCAAAUGUUUUGGAAAAAUAAUGCCUUGUCUUAGUAAUUUCCCCAGAAGAGGCAAAUGUUGGUGCCUAGCUAGAUGUGAUUUUUUUCUUUCUUUUCAUAUUCCCGUAUUUAGUGUAGAAAAUUAUUUCCAUUUGUUGUCUCAUGCAUGGUAAUUGCCAAGUUAUGGCCUGAAACAAUGGUUGAGCACUGGGUGAGAACUUGUGGCUAAUUCAGGGAGCUGGGGUGCAAACAGUCCCGUAAAGCUCCUCGGAUGGUCCAGCUUUAAUUCUAGACCAACAUGACAAGUUAAACAAAAGCCAUAGAAAGAGUAAGCCAUGUAAAAAAACUUAAUUGUAGGGUAUUCCAGUGUGGCUUAUUUUGGAGAUGUUAGUACCAAAGAGAUAACUAUUAUAAAUAAGUAAUUAAUGUCAAAAAUGAGGCACAUGUGUUAAAUCUUUAUUGGCAAACAGACUUGGGCGCCUUCUGGUCGAUUCUGGUAAAUGUUUUGUGGUACCUUUCUUCUAAUCAUCUUGGAGGUGCCAUAAAAAGUCCAUGUGAAUUGUGUACAUUGUCAGUUGCUGAAGUUUGAAGUAUGCUGCCUCAGUGGGAAGUUUGAUUUCACAAGUGGACAGUAAGAGUAAGGAACGACUGUGUUUAUCUGCAUCAAUUUUCUAUCAGUGGAUCUCUCUGUAGCGCGUCUGAGCUAAUGAUGUAUGGUUUAUGUGAGAGGAGGAGAUGGAGAAAUGCUCUUUGCUUAUUGAAUGGUGUAGUGAUUUGGUUAGUUGAAAUCUGAAGGUUUAUUUUGAACAAGAGUAGAGGUGGAAAUUUGGAACUGUUGAAUAUUGAUCCUAUUUCUUUAUACUGUCUUUAUACCGUGUGUGUGAGAGAGAUACUUUCUGUCUCAUCUGCAGAAAAAUGAAACGUGGAAGUAACUGCUCUUUGUUCCAAACCAAUUCUCUUACUUUUGAGGCAGUAUCAAUUCACUUAGUUUUAAUUCUGAUGUUGUAAUGAGACAUGCCAAGCUUUGUAAUCCUUUGAACUUCUGGGACGCUUCUUAAUACAAGUUCUAUUGACUUUAAAGGAAUGGAGUGUCUUGAAAUAAUAGUGUAAUGAAGGUAAUAAUUGUAAUGUCACAGUAAAACUGUUAAGCUGUUUUUAAUUGUUUGAAACUAAUGGCCAAAGUUCUUAACGUUUAGCGAUUGGAAGAAUGUUGUAAAACCAAAACCAUCAUAUCCAGUUCAUAAAAAUGAAGCUAAUGCAUUUUUCUUUCUGAUUGUUUGGACUUUUUUUAGGCUGGUCCAUAUAGGCAUGUUUCACUAAGGUUCAGCUUUUGGUUAAGGGAGCCUUUUCAGGAUUCUAGUUAAUACCAAAACUAGCACAUUUUAUUCUGAAUGUGAAGUGUGUGCCUCCGUAUCACAGACUCACAGCAUCCACAGGGACACUGAGCAUGGAACCGAGUCUGAGCAGCUCAUCAGUGGCAGCAGCAACAGAGCGGGAAAGUUAUCAGGCAGCUUCGACAACGAAAAGAUUUGA